AUGCUAGUCGCAAGGCAGGUCAGAAUCUGUUCGAGGGAGCCGCCGGGCGAAGCGCCUGACUUAGGGCCCAAGACCCGAGCUCCUCCUACACCUGAGCGUUUAACCACAACGUCGACCUCUGUACUUGCUUUAUGCUACCUCUACAUACUUUGCAGCUUCAAUUCUGUUAACAUGGAAAGCACAUCUAUCAACUCUGCCACAGACCCGCCUGUUGAAGCACUCGUCGAAGAUGUUUAUAUUUCUCUCAAGUUUACCUGGAGCGCAAAGGAGUAUACGGUCUCGAUUGCAGAAUCAGAUUGUGUACUUGACUUGAAAGAUAAACUAUUUUCUCUCACUCGUGUGCCUAACGAACGACAAAAGAUUCUAGGCCUGGUCAAGGGGAAAUUACCAGACGAUUCCGUUCGGGUCGCGGAAAUGAAGUUCUCCCCGGGCAAGAAAUUCACCCUAGUGGGAACUCCGGCUGGCGAAGAAUUCAAAGAAAUAUCUGAAGAUCAAUUGCCGGACGUUGUCAACGAUCUAGACCUUCAAAUUGAUGCGGCUAGUGCAGAAGCAAAGUCCAUGGCACAGGACAAACGCAACAUAAGGAAGAUAUUGGAGGCAACCAAGAACUUGAAUAUCAAUGUUAUGCACCCACUUAGGCCUGGUAAAAAGCUCCUGGUACUGGAUUUGGAUUAUACUUUAUUGGACACUAAGCCUUUAACAUCUGGUAUGCUACCAGCGGAAGAGUGUGCGCGGCCUGGACUUCACGAAUUCCUGGAAUUAGUAUAUCGGCACUACGACAUUUGUAUUUGGUCACAAACCAAAUGGACGUGGCUUGAGGCAAAGUUGGUGGAGCUUGGAAUGGUUGGAGAUGAGAGUCGCAACUACAAGAUAUCUUUUGUCCUGGACCAUGUUCCCAUGUUCAAGGUUUUCUCUACGCGAGACGGCAAGCCGUUUAGUCAUGCUGUGAAAGCUUUGAGGAUAAUAUGGGAACAUUUCCCACAGUUUGGACCUCAGAAUACUGCGCAUGUAGAUGACCUGAGUAGGAAUUUCGUUCUUAAUCCUGGAGAGGGAAUCAAAAUUUCUGCUUUCAAACUCGAUGGCACACUCGAAGCUCAGAAUGACCAUGAAUUAGAGAAGUUGGGCCGCUAUCUUGUCUGGUUGGCGUCGCACACGGAUUUUGGAGAGGUGGACCACAAGAAUUGGAAGAAGAUUGCUCGCGCAUUAAAGGAAACAGGCCACAAACGGGCCAGUGUUGUAGAUACACCUCCCUCGGCUGAUCUUGAGAACAAAUUUACGCCCCGUGCUGAUAUGCUCGGGUUCAAGCUCGAGGUUCCAGCAAAGACCCAGGGAACUGAGAGACCUAUCUAUUUGGAUAUGCAGGCCACCACUCCCCUCGAUCCGCGAGUAUUGGACUCAAUGCUUCCCUUUUACACUGACCAGUAUGGGAAUCCUCAUAGUCGUACCCACGCGUAUGGAUGGGAAGCUGAAGCUGCUCAUGUAGCCGAUCUAAUCGGUGCCGAGUCCAAGGAUAUCGUCUUCACAUCUGGAGCCACCGAGUCUAAUAAUAUGAUUAUCAAGGGCGUGGCACGGUUUAACAAAGAGAAGAAAAACCAUGUUAUCACGACCCAAACUGAGCACAAAUGUGUCUUGGACUCAUGCCGGAAGCUUUCAGAAGAAGGCUUUGAGAUAACGUAUCUACCCGUACAACCAAAUGGCGUCGUCGAUUUGAAUGUUCUAGAAGGAGCUAUCCGCCCAACCACCUCGCUGGUUUCAAUAAUGGCCGUGAAUAAUGAAACCGGUGUAAUUCAGCCCCUCAAGGAUAUUGGAGCCAUUGUGGGGAAGCAUCGCGGUGUCUAUUUCCAUACCGAUGCAGCGCAGGCCGUCGGCAAGAUUCCUUUGGACGUCAAUGCCAUGGGUAUUGAUCUCUUGUCAAUAUCUGGGCACAAGAUUUAUGGUCCAAAAGGAGUGGGUGCUGCUUACGUUCGGCGUAGGCCGCGCGUUCGUCUAGAUCCCAUCAUUAGUGGAGGCGGUCAGGAGCGCGGCUUACGUAGCGGGACUCUCCCUAGCACUCUUGUCGUCGGGCUCGGGGAAGCUUGUCGUCUCGCCAAUCUGGAGAUGAAGGCUGACCAUGUGCAUGUCUCUGCAUUGUCGAAGCGUCUCAUCGAGGGUAUUACUUCCCGAAUUGAACAUGUCGUACGAAAUGGCGACCCCAAUGGUUAUCCCGGCUGCGUCAAUUUAAGCUUUGCAUAUGUUGAGGGGGAAAGCUUGUUGAUGGCCCUUAAGGAUGUGGCAUUGUCGUCGGGCAGCGCAUGCACGUCGGCCUCGCUAGAACCGUCCUAUGUCCUUCGAGCGCUUGGCGCUGCUGAAGAUAUGGCCCACUCGUCAUUACGCUUUGGGAUGGGUCGCUUCACUACCGAGGCCGAAGUUGACUUUGUCAUUGAAAAAAUAGUAGCGGUAGUUCAGCGCCUCCGCGAUAUGAGUCCUUUGUGGGAGAUGGUCCAGGAGGGUAUUGAUAUUUCAACCAUCGACUGGGGUCAAACUCAACACUAA
Molecule: messenger RNA, 2532 nt
Organism: Rhizoctonia solani
Lineage: Eukaryota; Fungi; Basidiomycota; Agaricomycetes; Cantharellales; Ceratobasidiaceae
Product: aminotransferase class-V protein
Exons: 22
Coding region: 1-2532 (843 amino acids)
Biological process (GO): [2Fe-2S] cluster assembly
Cellular component (GO): cytosol; mitochondrion; nucleus
Molecular function (GO): phosphoprotein phosphatase activity; protein binding; pyridoxal phosphate binding
Source: RefSeq, a predicted model, not a curated record